UUUUCCAAGCUCAAACCUUUGAUCUGAAAAAUCCUUCGCACAGAAGAACCAGUAGAUUCAGAUUCCUUCCAUGGCGGCGCGGUUCCUGAAAAACCCACCGACGGCCCAAAACCCCCAUUGGUACUCUGCCGAAACCGGAAUUUAUAGAAGCACAUACCCUUCGCUUCCAUUGCCGUCUGAUCCGUUUCUGGAUGUUGUUUCCUUCAUUUUCUCGCAUAAACAUGGCGGCGGGACCGCUCUGGUUGAUUCGAAAUCCGAGGGUUCAAUUUCAUACCCUGAAUUGCGUUCCCUUGUCAAGUCCACAGCCAGUGGCCUUCAUCACCAAAUGGGUGUUUCUCAAGGUGACGUCGUCUUAAUUCUGCUGCCCAAUUCCAUUUAUUUCCCUGUUCUUCUGUUGGGUGCUUUGAGUGUCGGUGCAAUUGUGACCACCAUGAAUCCUCUCAGCAGCUUGUUAGAGAUAGAGAAGCAGGUUCGUGAGUGUAAUGUGAGACUGGCAUUUACUACCCCUGAUAGAGUUGAUGAAUUGGAUAAAUUAGGCGUCCGGGCUAUUGGAUUGACAGAGAAUUUCGUGGUUGAUUCAAAAACUAAUUUGGGUUCUACUUUUGGAAAGCUGAUUUCAUCCGAUCCUAGAUCGGCCCCAAACCUGAGAAUCAAGCAACAGGACACUGCAGUUAUACUAUAUUCCUCAGGAACUACUGGGAGUUGUAAAGGUGUGUUGUUGACUCACCAGAAUUUCAUAGCUAUGGUUGUACUGUUUGUGCGGUUUGAAGCUUCACUGUAUGAGCAACUAAGUACAAUAAAUGUGUACUUGGAUGUUAUACCCAUGUUUCAUGUGUAUGGGCUGUGUCUCUUUGCGAUGGGGUUGUUAUCUCUGGGCACUACUGUGGUUGUGAUGGGAAAAUUUGAUCCUGAUGAGAUGGUAAGAGCUAUUGAAAAAUAUGGUGUUACUCAUUUCCCUCUUGUCCCACCAUUACUAAUGGCAUUGACAAGGAGAGCAAAACAUGUACAUCCAAAUUGUAUGAAGAGUUUGAAACAGGUUUCUUGUGGAGCUGCUGCAUUGAGUAUGCAAUGUAUCGAGGACUUCAUUCACACUCUCCCCCAUGUUGACUUCAUUCAGGGUUAUGGCAUGACUGAGUCCACGGCUCUCGGAACACGCGGUUUUAAUACCGAGAAGCUACGUAAUUACUCGUCAGUUGGACUUCUUUCACCAAACAUGGAAGCCAGAGUUGUUGAUUGGAUUACUGGUUCAUCGUCACCUCCAAACAGCACUGGUGAGCUCUGGCUACGUGGUCCUGGUGUCAUGAAAGGGUAUGUAAAUAAUGUUGAGGCCACCAAGUCUACAAUAGACGAUGAUGGUUGGCUUCACACAGGUGACAUUGUUUACUUUGACGAAAAUGGAUAUCUUUAUGUGCUUGACCGCUUGAAAGAUGUCAUAAAAUAUAAGGGCUUCCAGAUUGCUCCUGCUGAUUUAGAAGCUGUAUUGUUGUCUCAUCCAGAUAUUAUUGAUGCUGCAGUAACCUCAGACAUUGAUGAGGAAGCUGGGGAAAUCCCAGUGGCCUUUGUGGUUAAGAGAGCUGACUGUGCUCUGUGUUCGACAGCUGUAAUCAAUUUUGUAGCCCAACAGGUCUCUAUUUCCUGCCCCCCCCCCAUUGUGUAUUAGUUAGUGUGUGCUCAAAAGUGAAGAAGCAGUAGCCUGAGGAUCUUUGGUUGCAUAACAGCUCAAGGAUAUACUUUUCUGGCAGGUAGCACCAUACAAGAAAGUCAGAAAGGUCUUCUUUAGAGAAUGUAUACCAAGGUCUGCAGCAGGUAAGGUUCUGAAAAGGGAACUGAAGAACAUCUCGAGUUCGAGAAUGUAAGCUCUGCAUGUGACAUAUGCUACAUAAAAGCCCACUUCAGCUUACUUAUAAAUAUCUUAAAGCAUUUCUUAUACAUUGUUGGAGAAAAGUGGGAAAGUGUUCAAUAGUUUGUAAUACGGCCUUAUGAUUCCAUACACCUUGCUCUUUUUUCUUUUGGAAAUAACAAUGGGAAUAAAUACUGGGUACUUUUGAUCAUCUGUGGUAACCUUUUUUAUUCACUUAUGUGAUGGGUCAUCAAAGUUUCACGCCUGCACCUCUCGUCCUUGGAGCUAUGGUUUACAUUUUUAAAUGAAUAAUUGUUGAUGUGUUUGUUC
Molecule: messenger RNA, 2170 nt
Organism: Cuscuta epithymum
Lineage: Eukaryota; Viridiplantae; Streptophyta; Magnoliopsida; Solanales; Convolvulaceae
Source: the annotation of a GenBank genome assembly